Ophidiomyces ophidiicola is the source of this 1365-nucleotide messenger RNA. RefSeq lists its product as uncharacterized. The record is from RefSeq and is a predicted model, not a curated record. Bases 1 to 1365 code for a protein of 454 amino acids. The transcript is spliced from 5 exons. Gene Ontology annotation, biological process: protein phosphorylation; regulation of mRNA processing; spliceosomal complex assembly. Lineage: Eukaryota; Fungi; Ascomycota; Eurotiomycetes; Onygenales; Onygenaceae. Gene Ontology annotation, molecular function: ATP binding; protein kinase activity.
AUGGCCAAACGGACGUUUCAGUCACUCUGGAGAAGAUCUCCACUCAGUCGCAAGCAGCCGACUACUUUCUGUGGUACUGGCGCCGAGAUCCUUCCAAAUACUCUAGUAGAGGAAGAAGUUGUACCGGAUUUUCAGGCGAACUACUAUCUUCCUGUCAACCCUGGUGAUAUAUUUAAUCAGAGAUAUGAGGCGCUGGCAAAAUUGGGAUGGGGUGGAUGUUCUACUGUCUGGCUUGUCCGAGAUCUCCAUCGAUGGAACUGGCAAUCUGAACGUUAUUUGGCUUUGAAAGUCGGCACCUGUAAUUUCCAAAACGCAAAACAUGCCACUCACGAAUUUGACACUGAAUGCCAUAUCACUAACACGGAUUCGCGACAUGUCGGCCGUGGUUAUGUGAGGACUUUUGUUGAGCAAUUCGAAGAAAAGGGACCAACUGGAACCCAUAUAUGCUUUGGAUACGAGCCUAUGAGAGAAACUCUCACAGUGUUCCAGACACGGUUUCGGGACCAGAGAUUUCAAUUGGGUCUUCUCAAGGGUUAUGUGAAGCUGCUUCUGAAGGGACUUGAUUUUCUCCAUUCUGAUUGCAAUGUGAUUCACACGGGAAAGUACCUUAAGUCGGACAAUAUUCUAGUGGGAUUUGAAGAGCUUUCUGUGCUGAAGGACUUUGCAGAAUUACAGCCAUCAAACCCGAUGCCACGGAAAUCGAAGGACGGCAAGACUGUUUACCUUUCUCAUAACGAUUUUGGUACUGUUAGAUCUUAUUACAUCCUACCUAAGAUAACCGAUUUUGGAUUGGCACAGCGCCAGAAAGAUGCCACCCUGUUGAAUAGACAUCCUAUUCAGCCUGAUCCGUAUCGAGCUCCCGAAGUUAUCCUCGGCGCAGGGUGGACAUAUAGUGUGGAUAUUUGGAAUCUUGGAUUGCUGAUGUGGAAUUUCCUUGAGUCUCGAAAUCUGUUUACUUUGGCGGUUGACGAUAAAGGAAAUUAUCAUCCUGCUGCACAUAUUGCAGAAAUGAUUGCUUUAUUUGGCCCACCGCCCAAAGAGCUACUAGAGCGCGAGAGGGAAGGCCUGAGUUGGAAGUGGACUCCAGCUGCCCAUAACGAGGAAGGAAAAUUGUGCAACACAGCGUCCGAGUGGUAUGGUGGUCCAUUUUUUGAUGAGCAUGGGGAAUUUCUCCACAAGCAUUUAAUACCCAGUGAGCUUCGACUGGAGGAUACGGUUACGUGCCUCGGGGAAAAACAAAAAGCCGAGUUCCUAUUCUUCGCAAAGAAAAUGCUCCAGUGGCUCCCUGGUGAUAGAAAAACAGCGAAGGAACUGAUUGAAGACCCUUGGCUUAGUGAGGAAUCAAUUAAAAGAGAAAACAUUUGA